GAAAUGCUGGAUAACGAAGAAAGUUGAAAAACUUUCGAAUGGGAUACAAAUUAAUCAUCAUGCUUAUCGUGAUCUGGUUAAAUCUAAUCGCAGUUACAUUGAUGUGUAACGCUGCAGCGCGUCCGAAUUUUUUAUUAAUUAUUAGUGAUGAUCUGAGAACUGCUUUGGGACGUUACGGUGACGUCAAUGCACACACGCCCAACAUAGAUGCUUUGGCUAAAGACAGCAUUGUUUUUACCGAAGCAUUUGCGCAGCAAGCUUUGUGCGCACCUAGUAGAAAUUCAUUUCUGACGAGUAAGAGACCGGAUACCCUUCAUCUUUACGAUUUUUAUAGUUAUUGGCGCAAUACAGUUGGAAAUUAUACUACAUUGCCACAGCAUCUGAAAGACAAUGGAUAUACUACAAUGUCCAUAGGGAAAGUAUUUCAUCCAGGUAUAAGUUCGAAUGGAUCCGACGACAGUCCUUAUUCAUGGACCGAUGAGCCUUUUCAUCCAUACACAAAUCGAUAUAAAAACGCACCUGUCUGUAAGACAACAUCGGAAUCAGAAGCAGCAAUAAAUCUCAUAUGCCCGGUAGACGUCCCGACAAUGCCAAAUCAAACAUUACCCGACAUUGAAAUAUUACAACAAGCGAGAAAAUUUAUACGUGAACACAAGGAAGAUUCUAAUCCUUUUUUCCUAGCUGUCGGCUUCCAAAAACCGCAUAUACCGUUGAAGUAUCCUGAACGCUACUUAAAAUAUCAUCCGAUAGAAAAGUUUGAAAUACCCAAGCCAUAUCUGUGGCCAAAAAAUGUGAGUAACGUUGCUUACAAUCCCUGGACUGAUCUUCGAUGGAGGAAAGACGUGGCAAAAUUGAGACUGAAAUUUCCGUGGGACAAAAUACCAGAGAGAUUUGGCAAGCUAAUUAUCCAAUCAUAUUAUGCAGCUGUAUCUUACGUUGAUAAUAUGAUCGGCAAGCUUAUACAUCAGCUACGUGCCUCGAGGAUUCGAGAGAAUACUAUCAUUAUAUUAACAUCCGAUCAUGGUUGGGCGCUUGGAGAGCACGCUACUUGGUCUAAGUACAGUAAUUUUGAUGUCGCGGUACACGUGCCCUUAAUAAUAUCGAUCCCGGCACUCACGUUUGAUAAUGAUUAUGCUAAAUCCGUUGAUGAUAUGAAGAUGAGCGAAACUGGAAAUGAAACCAACUCAAAGCACAUGAUAGAUAUUAAGGAACUUAACGUUUCAACGGAUAGAUAUAGAGGAUCAUCUUCUAAGCAAAGAAUUUGUCAGGUCACCGAUGCUAUUGUAGAACUGGUCGAUAUAUUCCCAACGAUCGCGGAUUUGGCGGGUAUUCCCAUACCGAUAUGCCAAGUUAACAACACAGGCCAUCAGUCACGUUCGAGAAAUGCAUUUACUUAUCAAGAGGAACCGACCGACCCUUGCAGCGAAGGUAUCUCGCUCGUACCACUCAUAAAAGACACAUUAAAGUGUCAGAGCGUAUCUUGGAAAAAGGCGGCGUUUAGUCAGUACCCGAGACCGGGAAUUCAGCCUACGCUCCAUCCAAACAGCGACAAGCCGCAUUUGAGGGAGAUAAAAAUAAUGGGGUAUACUUUAAAAACCAAUAAUUACCGUUACACCGCGUGGGUGCCGUUUGCACACGAAACGUGCAAACCUAACUGGGACAUUAUCAUUGCGGAAGAAUUGUAUGAUCAUAGAACUGAUAGGAGAGAAAGUUUUAAUAUAGCAUUUCUGCCGAAAAUGAUAAGCACAAAAAAGUAUCUCAGAUCAUUGUUGAGAAAUGGAUGGAGAAAUGCUCUUCCGACAUACUAAACCUUAAUAUCUAUAACAUUAUGUUAAACAGUAUUCAAGAUGCGUAUAUAAAUCUCUUAAAUGUUUAUCGUAAUCAAUGAAUUAUAAUAAAUAGUUCAUAUGUGUUAUUACAUAUUUCUAAGUGUGCUAAUAAUCGAUUAUAUAACAUAGUUUAUUACAAAAGACCAAAAAUUUUUAUAAAAUACGCUUGUAAUAUAUAUGUAAUAUGUAGGAAAACCUUGUUUUACACAAUUUCAAAGUAUAACUUUAAACUAAUUGUGGUAUUUCUAUUUAGUAAAUUAAAACGUUUAUACUGACAUUUUCAAAGUAAUAUAGCAUAAUGAAUGUAAUAUGAAUGUAAUAUCAGUUAACAGCAAACAAUAUUUUAAAUAUCUCAGCAGCAAUGAAAUCUCACUUAACAAUAAAUAUGGUAGCGAAAUUAUUUGUUUAGCUCUUGAUAACGAGAUUAUAUUACGACAUAACAACAGGUAGGUAUUACGGGGAAGAUUUUUAUCUCGGAAACCAACGACAUUCCAACGGUUCUUAGAAAAUGAGAAAUGAUAAACUAUAUAAUAAUUGUUCAAUCAAAACGCAAGACAAAUGCGAAAAGAACUCGCGAAGCAAAAGUGAUGUAUGUAUAUAGUAUGCGUAUAGUAGUAUGCGUAUCACAAAUAUCUAGAAAGUAAAACACUAUGUACAUCUAAUAACUAAUGGUACAAAUUCAAUAAUUGUACUUUAAUAAUAGGUUAAAAUAUAUGAUGUACGAUGUUUAUCUAUAUACCUUGCACAAGUCUUGCUAGUCAUAAGAUACUGCAUUUUGUGAUAUACUGAUCUAUUUGACUGUAUCAUGCCGCAUCGCAUCGUCUGUACAGUAGAAUUUUGAAAAUAUAAAAUGUAUAACA
Messenger RNA from Ooceraea biroi (clonal raider ant), 2689 nucleotides. It is a transcript of the gene Ids, whose product is annotated as iduronate 2-sulfatase. Gene Ontology annotation, molecular function: iduronate-2-sulfatase activity. The record is from RefSeq and is a predicted model, not a curated record. Gene Ontology annotation, cellular component: cytoplasm. Lineage: Eukaryota; Metazoa; Arthropoda; Insecta; Hymenoptera; Formicidae.